AUGCUGGACGAUCCGGUUGACCCGGUUGACCUGGUUGACCUGCAGAAGUGGCGCAUUCUCAACCGCCUGCACGACCGCAACGAGACACUGUACUAUCGGGUCUGGAUAGACCACAUUCAGGAGAUGAGUCGCAUCCUGUACAUGCCAACAGUGGGCACCGUGUGUCAAAAGUACAGCAGUCUGUUCACUGCUCUCUUCUCCUCCUGCCUCCCUGCUCCCCUGCUCGGUCCCUCCUCUGCCUCCCCCCACCAAACACACAUCAGGCGCCCCCGAGGCAUGUACUUCAGUGCGGCUGACAGGGGCGAGAUGGCGAGCAUGGUGCGCAACUGGCCGGCUGGCAAGGUGGAUGUAAUAGUCAUGACAGACGGCAGCAAGGUGCUGGGCCUGGGAGACCUGGGAGUGCAGGCCAUUCCCAUCCCGUGCUGGGAGGCUGGCCGACCCGUGGAUGUGAUAGUCAUGACGGACGGCAGCAAGGUGGAUGUGAUAGUGAUGACGGAUGGCAGCAAGGUGCUGGGGUUGGGAGACCUGGGAGUGCAGGCCAUAGCCAUUCCGGUGGGCAAGCUCGACAUGCCCGGUGAGCUAGGGGGUACAGAAGGCCUGGUGAGUGGUGCACCUGGUGAGAGUGGUGUGACGGACUGGUUCAGGAAGAUCGACCUGGGAGUGCAGGCCAUAGCUAUCCCGGUGGGCAAGCUCGACAUGUACGUCGCUGCUGCGGGCAUUCCACCCAACAGAGCCAUGGCCAUCCCGGUGGGCAAGCUCCACAUGUACGUCGCUGCUGCUCUCAUUCCUCCCAACAGGGUGAGUGGUGGUGCGGCUAAUAUUAGCGUCAAUGAAUGUUUGAUGUUUGAUGUCGGCACCAACAACGAGGCUCUCAUAAAGAAUCCCCUCUACCUGGGGUUGCGCCACCCUCGCCUGGACGGGGAGCACUACCUCUCUCUCAUGGACGAAUUCAUGGAAGCUGUAUUCGUUGAACCCUCCACCCAUCCAAGCACAUCUCAACCAAUUCCUGCCCAUUCUCACCCAUUCUCACCCAUUCUUACCCAUUCAGACCUGGGCUUGCGCCACCCUCGACUGGAUGGGGAGCACUACCUCUCUCUCAUGGACGAGUUUAUGGAAGCAGUCUUCUCUCGCUGGCCCAACGUGAUCGUGCAGGUAGGUAGCACUCGUUCAGGUAGCAUCUUCUGGUGCGUGCAGGUAUCACCUGGCCUGGGAGCACUACCUCUCUCUCAUGGACGAGUUCAUGGAAGCCGUCUUCUCUCGCUGGCCCAACGUGAUCGUGCAGUGGUACAGGCGGUGGGAGGGAGGGCACUGAAAGGGGGAUGUGAGUGCAUGUGGGCAGCAGGGGCCAACGCCCUCAUGGAUCGCUACAAGUCACAGUACCGCAUCUUCAAUGAUGACAUCGAGGGCACAGGCGGAGUGGCAGUAGCAGGCAUUCUCAAUGUCCUACGAGCACAGCACCUCCCUCUUUCCGCCCCGUAUGGCACAGGCGGAGUGGCAGUGGCGGGCAUUCUCAACGGCACAGGCGGAGUGGCAGUGGCGGGCAUUCUCAACGUGCUGAGAGCGCAGCACCUCCCCCCUAAAGCUCUCGCCGACACCAGAGUGGUGGUUGCCGGCACUGGCAGGUAUGAGGUGGGAAGGGACGGGAAGGCGGGGGGGGAAGGGCAGGGGGAAGAGCAGGGGCAACUGACUGGCAGGUACAUGCUGAGAGUGCAGCACCUCUCCCCUAAAGCUUUUGCGGACACCAGAGUGGUGGUUGCUGGCACUGGCAGGUGCGGGGUGGUUGGGGGAAGGGACGAGAAGGAUGCGCUAACAGGCACGGACUGGGAAGCAGAGGGGGUGCUGACAGCAGUGCGGAGGGCAAUGGCAGUGCAGAUCGGGCAGGGUAAAGCCGCCAUGGAUCGGGCAGCUGAAAACUUCUGGCUCGUGGAUGACCAGGGUCUCAUGACCGACGCCAGGGGCCUGAUGACAGACGCGAGGGUGAGCUGUGCCUCGGAGUUUGAAGACUUCUUGAGGCGGGAAGAUGAGGAUGAGAGGCUCAAGGAGGGCACGAGGGUGAGCUGUGCCCUGGAGUUUGAAGACUUCUUGAGGCGGUCGAACGAGGAUGAGAGGCUCAAGGAGGGAACGAGUCUGGCGCACGUGGUUAAGCGGGUGAAGCCGCAUGUCCUGGUGGGGCUGACCGGAUCGGGCCAUCUGUUUGACGACGACGUGCUCAAGGCCAUGAAGAAUGCUGAUGUGUCGCGCCCGGCCGUCUUCGCGCUCUCCCAACCUGUCAAGCAAGUGAAACAAGGUGAGGCGCUAGGGGAUUGCUGGUUGGCCAAGGGAAGGAAGUUGAGUGGGGUGGGGCUGACCGGAUCGUCUGUUUGGGCCCAUCUGUUUGACGACGGCGUUCUCAAGGCCAUGAAGAACGCGGAUGUGUCUCGGCCUGCUGUCUUUGCUCUGUCGCAGCCAGUGAAACAAGCGGAGUGCACGGCACAGGACGCAUUCAAGCUGCUGGGCCCCAACGCGCUCUUUGCCAGUGGCUGCACCUUCCCGGACGUCCGAUUCCUCUUGCUCCUGCCUGCAACCCCCCUGCUACCCUCCUCUCCCCUCUUCACCAACUGCUGCACCUUCCUGGACGUCCGAUUCCGUGAGUCUUGCUCCUGCCUGCAACCCCCCUGCUACCCUCCUCUCCCCUCUUCACCGACUGCUGCACCUUCCCGGACGUCCGAUGCCGUGAGUCCUGCUCCUGCAUGCAGCCCCUCUGGUAUGCCCCUCUGGUAUGCCCCUCUGGUAUGCCCCUCUGGUAUGCCCCUCUGGUAUGCCCCUCUGGUAUGCCCCUCUGGUAUGCCCCUCUGGUAUGCCCCUCUGGUAUGCCCCUCUGGUAUGCCCCUCUGGUAUGCCCCUCUGGUAUGCCCCUCUGGUAUGCCCCUCUGGUAUGCCCCUCUGGUAUGCCCCUCUGGUAUGCCCCUCUGGUAUGCCCCUCUGGUAUGCCCCUCUGGUAUGCCCCUCUGGUAUGCCCCUCUGGUAUGCCCCUCUGGUAUGCCCCUCUGGUAUGCCCCUCUGGUAUGCCCCUCUGGUAUGCCCCUCUGGUAUGCCCCUCUGGUAUGCCCCUCUGGUAUGCCCCUCUGGUAUGCCCCUCUGGUAUGCCCCUCUGGUAUGCCCCUCUGGUAUGCCCCUCUGGUAUGCCCCUCUGGUAUGCCCCUCUGGUAUGCCCCUCUGGUAUGCCCCUCUGGUAUGCCCCUUCUAUCCUCUCCCUCCACACGAGCCAAGCCACCAACGUGUUCCUGUCUCUAG
Messenger RNA from Closterium sp. Naga37s-1, 3273 nucleotides. Lineage: Eukaryota; Viridiplantae; Streptophyta; Zygnematophyceae; Desmidiales; Closteriaceae. The record is from the annotation of a GenBank genome assembly.